Haemorhous mexicanus (house finch) is the source of this 3922-nucleotide messenger RNA. Its product is annotated as tetra-peptide repeat homeobox protein 1-like. The coding region runs from base 2094 to 3377 and encodes 427 amino acids. The transcript has 2 exons. The record is from RefSeq and is a predicted model, not a curated record. NCBI's taxonomy places the organism in Eukaryota, Metazoa, Chordata, Aves, Passeriformes, Fringillidae.
UUCUGGCUGCCUCGCCGUCCCGGCGGCGGGACCCGGCGGCGGCACAGAGCAAGCCCCGGAUCACAUGGACUCGGCCAGCGCCAGCCGGGGCAGCCGAUGCCAAGCGCAUUGCAGGGAUGCCACCGCCGCCCCCAGCCUCGGGGACCUGCCGGGGGGCCGCUCAUCCCUGCCCUUCGUCCCGCCCCGCUCUCCCCAAACCGCAGGACAGGUCCCAGGGCACCCCAUACAGCUCCCGGGUGUGACCCCAUGGAACGGCCUGGGCUGCCCCGGAGCGAGGGGGGGUACCGGCAGACCCCUCUGGGGAUGUCCCAUCCGCGGUGCUGAGGGCACGGCAGGACCCCGAGCUGCAGCUCCAUCCCCACCAGGGCUCCUUUCCCGGUGCCACUGCCCAGCUCGCCACAGCAAUGGUGUGUCCAGCCGGGCUUUCCCCUAAACACACCCUGCCCCAAGCAGGAGCUCCCCCACAGCCAAUCCAAGCAGCCAGGAGCAAACUCAAGGCUUGGGAUCAACCCGGGCAUGGAGCACCCCGGGAUUCACAGGAGCUGACCAAAGGACUGCAACCAUGUGUCUUCUUUUGGGGACACCCCAAGCCAGUGGUGCGGUGGCUGGGGUGACAUGAGAGUCUCUGCAGCUUGCCCACCCCAAGUGCUGCUGGUGCAGCCCAGUCCCAGCUUUUGGGGGAAUUUUUGCCAUGAAACAGCAGCAGCAGGUGCUCCCCAGUGCUGCCAGUCCCAGAGCAACCUGAUGCCCACGUCCUCUGGGUUCAUGCAGGGACUAAAUUUAAACCUUGGCAAGGAGGAGAGGAAAGCUUCCCGUAGAGCUGGGCUGGCACUUAACCCUUCCCUGCUGAGCUGGGCUGGGCUUGCAGGUGGCAUUUGUGCCCACAGGGACUGCAGGCUGCCAUUGGCAGUGCUUGCUGGUGUGGUGGCCUUGUGCAAGAAGGAGUGUGUAUGUGGGAUUUCAAACCCCCAAAUCCAUUUCUUCAUGGUCUGGCACAGGCACAGACUGCCAGGGCAGUGCUGGGGUCAUCAUCCCUGACCCUGCUUCUCCACGGGGCUCCAGGGGCUGUCUGGGGCCAGCCCACCUCCCACAGCACCCACAGUGGGUGGACAGAGGCUGGACAGAGGAUGGACACCACAGCCGGGUGUCUGGUGCUGCUCUCCUGCCACCCUCACAGCCUCCAGUGGUGUUGUGUCACUUGUCACAGCUGUUGUCAGGGUGACCACUGUGGUCUUAGCAGGACCCGGGUGUCAGAGCAGCAGCAGCAAGGACUGUGCAGAGCACAAGUGUUGGAGUGAGGCAUGGGAAAGGCUGGGAGAGCUGGGGGUGCUCACCUAGAGAGAAGGCUUCAGGGAGAGCUCAGAGCCCCCUGAAGGGCCUAAAGGGGCUCCAGGAGAGCUGCAGAGGGACUGGGGACAAGGGGUAGAGGGACAGGACACAGGGAAUGACUUCAUACUGAUACAGGGCAGAAUUAGGUGGGAUAUUGGGAAGGAAUUGUUCCCUGGCAGGGUGGGCAGGCCCUGGCACAGGUGCCCAGAGCAGCUGUGGCUGCCCCUGGAUCCCUGGCAUUGCCCAAGGCCAGGCUGGACAGGGCUUGGAGCAGCCUGGGACAGUGGAAGGUGUCCCUGCCCAUGGCAGGGGGUGGAAAGGAGUGGCCUUUGGGGUUCUUUUCAACACACACCAGUCUGUGAAGUUGGGAUCCCAAGGAUGCUGUGAACAGCCUCUCUGGGGGUGCUGUGGGAGCAGCAGAACUGGCCAGGCAUUGCUGUCACUGCCCUGGCUGCAGCCCCAGGCUGCCACCAACCCAGGCCACGGUGCACACCUGCACCUCAUCCUGCUGCUCCUGGGUUUGUCCCUCGGUGUGGAGGCCACGGAGAGACCCCUGGGCUCCUCCUGCCAGACGAAACCCAACCAGCACCUCCCAGCACUCAGAGCAGCCAGCGUGAUACUGCCUGCAGCCUCACCACUGCAUUUGCUUAUUAACCUGGAUUUCGUGCUAGCUCGGUGCGUGCUCACCUCAGUGCUGGCAAGCCUGGCACGGGCAGUGAGGAGGAGGAGGAGGAGGAAGGCUGCUGGUAGCUGCUGAAAGCAGGAUGUGCCUCUCCCACGCUGGAGUUACUUUUUGCAGCUCCGGAGGAGCAGGAAACACCGGCCCAGCUUGGCUUUCAGCGGGGCCUCCGGUUCAGGAUCUGGGCAUCCGGGCCGCGGGAGCGCAGGCCCUGGGACACCCCGGGGCGUGGGGUGACAGAGGGACCCACCCGCGCCCGUGCCAGGCUGUCCCGGGGCGGCCCCGCUCCCCCGGCCCCGCCGGGGCUGUGGCACAGGGGCGAUGCCCGGGCAGGGCUGUGGGCCCAGAGCCGCGGGCCAGAGAGCGGGGCCGGGCUGGGACACGGCGGGGCCGCGUCAGGGGCCAGCCCCGUUCCCAGCCCCCUGUCCCGUUCCAAGCUCCGUUCACAGCCCCCUGCCCCAUACCCAACCCCCUGUCCUGUUCCCUGCUCCCAGCCCUCGGUCCCGUUCCCAGUCCCCUGUCCCGUGUCCCGAUCCCAGCCCUCAGUCCCGUUCCCAGCCUCGUGUCCCAUUCCCAGUCCCGUCUCCUAAUCCCAAUCCCGUGUCCCGUUCCCAGCCCUCAGUCCCGUUCCCAGCCUCAUGUCCCAUUCCCAGUCCUGUCUCCCAUUCCCAAUCCCGUGUCCCGAUCCCAGCCCUCAGUCCCGUUCCCAAUCCCGUGUCCCAUUCCCAAUCCUGUGUCCCGAUCCCAGUCUUGUGUCCCGUUCCCAGUCCCGUUUCCCGUUCCCAAUCCCGUGUCCCAUUCCCAGUCCCGUCUCCCAUUCCCAAUCCCGUGUCCCGAUCCCAGUCUCAUGUCCCGUUCCCAGCCCUCUGUCCCGUUCCCAAUCCCGUAUCCCAUUCCCAGUCCCGUCUCCCAUUCCCAAUCCCGUGUCCCAUUCCCAGUCCCGUCUCCCAUUCCCAAUCCCGUGUCCCGAUCCCAGUCUCGUGUCCCGUUCCCAGCCCUCAGUCCCGUUCCCAAUCCCGUGUCCCAUUCCCAGUCCCGUCUCCCAUUCCCAAUCCCAUGUCCUGAUCCCAGUCCCGUUUCCCGUUCCCAAUCCCGUGUCCCAUUCCCAGUCCCGUCUCCCAUUCCCAAUCCCGUGUCCCGAUCCCAGUCUCAUGUCCCGUUCCCAGCCCUCAGUCCCGUUCCCAAUCCCGUAUCCCAUUCCCAGUCCCGUCUCCCAUUCCCAAUCCCGUGUCCCAUUCCCAGUCCCGUCUCCCAUUCCCAAUCCCGUGUCCCGAUCCCAGUCUCGUGUCCCGUUCCCAGCCCUCAGUCCCGUUCCCAAUCCCGUGUCCCAUUCCCAGUCCCGUCUCCCAUUCCCAAUCCCAUGUCCUGAUCCCAGUCCCGUGUCCCGUUCCCAGCCCUCAGUCCCGUUCCCAAUCCCGUGUCCCAUUCCCAGUCCCAUCUCCCGUUCCCAGUCCCGUCUCCCAUUCCCAGUCCCGUGUCCCGUUCCCAGCCCUCAGUUCCGUUCCCAAUCCCGUGUCCCAUUCCCAGUCCGGUGUCCCAUUCCCAAUCCCGUGUCCCGAUCCCGUUCCCGCCGAGCCCCACGUCACGCGCAGGCCGCGCGGCGGGGCCCGCCCAGACCCCCCCCGCCAUGAGGGCGGGAAUGCAGGCCCCGCGCCCAGGGACCCUCGGUCACACGCAGGGGAGGGCUCAGUCCCCGAUCCCCAUCCCGGAUCCCCGAUCCCGGAUUCCCGAUCCCAGCCCCAAGCCCAAGCCCUCGGCCAGGUCCCGCAUCCCGCGGCAAAUGACGGCCGCCUCCUCCUUCCCGUCCCCGCCAUCCCCCGCAACCUUCCCGGCGCCAGGCUCGGACCACCACGGACAGGCACAGCGAUGUCACGUCUUUAUUUAAAAAUAAAUAAAUAUAUAUACACACACAAA